Prunus persica (peach) is the source of this 2076-nucleotide messenger RNA. RefSeq lists its product as uncharacterized. NCBI's taxonomy places the organism in Eukaryota, Viridiplantae, Streptophyta, Magnoliopsida, Rosales, Rosaceae. The record is from RefSeq and is a predicted model, not a curated record. The coding region runs from base 1 to 2076 and encodes 691 amino acids. Gene Ontology annotation, molecular function: zinc ion binding; nucleic acid binding. The transcript is spliced from 3 exons.
AUGGAAAGGGAUAGAGUUGUUGGAUCUUGCAACUCCCCUCCUUACUUUGACGGAAACAACUACGCUGCAUGGAGAGAAAAAUUUGAGAUAUUCCUUGAUGCUCUUGAUGAGUAUGCAAGUGAGUAUCUCACAAAAGAGUGGGUUGCUCCAGUCAAGACUGUUGAGAGUAAAGCUUGGGAUAAACUAAGGGUGGUUCAUGAAGGGGAUGACCAAGUUAGAACCCUAAAACUUCAGAUGGUGCUUGCACAAUUUGAAGAACUUAGGAUGUCUGAAACUGAGUCUAUUUCUGAGUUUUAUGGGAGAGUUGAGAUGAUCACAAAUGAAGCCAUGAGUCUUGGUCAACCUAUUGAAGAGCUUCCUGUUGUUCAGAAAAUUCUUUGUGUUCUACCAUCUCGGUUUAGAGAAAAGAAAACCGCAAUCAUGGAGGUCCAAAACUUAAAUGAAAUUAAGCUUGGCAAGCUUGUAGGAAAAUUGAAAACAUAUGAGAUGGAGUUAAAUAUGGAAGAAAAUGACACUAAAAAAUCAAAAAAUGUUGCACUUCAAGGAGUGCAUGAUACCUCUCUGAAAGGUGGUGAAAAAUUCUCAUCUAAUGAGAGGAACAAGGAUAUCAAACCUUUUACUAAAGAUUUUAGAAAAUCAGUCAAGUGCUUCACUUGUCGAGGCAUUGGGCACUAUGCUGCCGACUGUGCAAAUAAUCAGAAAAAAUACUCCAAAGGAAAGGACAAAGCCAUAAAAGUGAGCUGGAGUGAGAGUGAAAGUGAAGUGUCUCAAGCGGAUUCAUCUUCCUCUGAUAAUGGUGACCAACAAGUUUCCUUUGUUGCCUUUGUACAGCUGGUGUCUGAUGAAUCUGAUUAUGAGUCAGAUGACCUGUCAUACGAGUCAUUAGGAAGAAAAUAUGAUUGCUUUUUCAAAGAGACAUUAUCCUUGAAACAACAGAGUCUCAAACUUGAGGCCAAUAACCAAGAUCUUCAACAUGAAAUUCUCAUCUUAAAAGAAACCAAAAAAGAGUUGAGUGACAAAUUUGAGUCUCUAGAAAAAGAAAUUGUUGCACUAGUGUCAAUUAGGAGUAAUCUUGAAAAACAAGUUAAUGUGCUUAAGGAAAGUAACAUUGGUUUCCAGAACUCAAACAAACAGCUCAUAGGUGAAUUGAAUAUAGCAAAAAGUAAGGUUAUAUCUAUGACCAUUGGUGCCUCAAAAAUUGACAAAAUGUUGAAUAUGGGAAAACUUCAUGGGGACAAAGGUGGUCUUGGAUUUAAUCAUUUUGAUUAUAGUUCCUCUAGCUCUACCACUAAGUUUGUCAAGUCAAAAACUCCAGCCAUUGCAUCUCUUGAUGUUCAGCAGGUAGUCAAGAAACCUGCGUUUGUUCCAACUUGUCACAGGUGUGGGUUGACUGGUCAUAUUCGACUAGUCUGUCAUAUGUACAGAAAGGGUAAGACAAGAAAAUUGUCUUCAAAAUCUAAAAGGUAUCCCAGAUCUUUGCAACAUCUGGUUGAUCAUUUGCUAAAUGAAGUAACUAAGAUUGCCAAACUUGUCUCCCUUAAAAUGAGUUCACCCAUUGUGCCUAAGUCUACUUGGAUUGCAAAAGGUCAUACCAAAUGUCUUGUUGUGCUAAAUGCUUUUGCUGCUUUAAACACCAACUCUUGGUACUUUGAUAGUGGCUGUUCCAAACAUAUGUCUGGUGACAAGAGUGUUUUCUCAUCUCUCAGCCCUUUUGAUGGAGGCAUUGUGACUUUUGGUGGAGGUCAUAAGUCUCAAGUUGUUGGAAAAGGUACUGUUUGUAUCCCUAGAUUACCCGAGCUUAAGAUUGUUAGAUUUGUUGAGGGUCUCACAUCCAAUCUCAUUAGUAUGAGUCAGCUGUGUGAUGAUGGAGUAGUAGAAGUUAGAUUCUCCAAGCAUGGCUGCAAAAUCAUCCGAAAAGGUGGCAAUGAGAUUGUGAGCAUGGCAAGGUCUGGGGACAAUUGCUAUUGCAUUGAUGGUGUCAAUGUUGCAAAAGAAGUAGUUUGCAAUAAGGUUGUGAAUGAAACAAGUGUCUUGUGGCAUCAAAGGCUUGGACAUGUGAACUUUAGAGACUUGUGA